This is a messenger RNA of Micromonas pusilla CCMP1545, 1770 nucleotides long. RefSeq lists its product as uncharacterized. Lineage: Eukaryota; Viridiplantae; Chlorophyta; Mamiellophyceae; Mamiellales; Mamiellaceae. The transcript has a single exon. The record is from RefSeq and is a predicted model, not a curated record. The coding region runs from base 1 to 1770 and encodes 589 amino acids. Gene Ontology annotation, molecular function: RNA binding.
AUGGCCGCGGUCCUCCCGCCCGAUCCGGACGGCAGCGUCCGCGCGCGGCUGCACGUCGGCGGCCUCCCGCGCGAACUCACGGACGACGAGCUCAGGUCGAGGUUCGCGCCGUUCGGGUCCGUCGUGGAGUGCUCGGUGAUGCGCGAGAAGUUCGACUCGCCGUUUUACCGUCGCGACGACGACGACGACGACGACGACGACGACGACGACGACGACGACGGAUCCGCGCCGCGAGUCUCUCAAGGAAGAAAGCGCAGCAGAGCGAUCGCCCGAAAAACUCCGCCGUGCCGCGGGUACGCGUUCGUGGAGCUCCGCACGAACCAGAAGUCCUUGGGCCGGUGCGUGUCGCUGUACAACGGAUGCAAGUGGAAGGGUGGCGUCAUGGCGGUGCACCACGCGAAGCCCGCGUUCGAGGAGCGCCUCAGGCUCGAGCGCGAGGGCGCGCUCGACGCGGUCGCGGCCGCCGCGCUCGCGGAGUCGCGGCGCGCGAAGAAGCAGAUCGCGGACGAGGUGUGGGAGGACAUCACCGCGUACUCAGACGAGGAGUACGGCGAUCAGACGGGGUUCCUCCCCGAUUUCGUGCGGCGCGCGCUCGGCGCGCCCGCGGCGGCGCCGCCGGUGGCGCGCGCGACCCCCGAGUCGAAGAAACGUAACGAAGACGCGUCUUUAGGAGAAGACGCUCCGGCGCCGGAGCCGCGGCGGCCGCUGCGCGAGGGCGACGCGCUCGAGAUCGACGGCCGCGAGCGGAACGUCAAGGUGGCGGUGACCUACGGCGCGGGCGGGAAGAAGAAGACGACCUUCGAGGAGAUCGAGUCCGACGCGCGCGCGGACUGGACGCCGUUCGAGGACGACGCGAGCGAUCACACCGCGCGGCGGCUGUGCCAGCUCCCCGGGAUGGUGUUCUGGAAGCCGAAGCCCGCGGCGCGGCGGCGAGAGCGCGAGGACGACGACGGCGCGGUGGAGGUGAUCGAGGGCGAAGCGAGCGACGACGACGACGACGACGGCGCGAAGGAUGAGGCGGCGGAUCGACCGCGAGGGAGGCUGCCGAGGGAGUUCUUCAACUCCGCCGCGGCCGCGAAACGGGCGGAGCGCGGGACCGCGGAGAACAAGUUCGGCCUCGGCCGCGACGACGACGACGACGACGGCGACGGCGGAGGGAAGCGUCGUAAAACCGGCGACAGCGUCGAGUUGCGUAUGUUGUCCGCGUUCUUAGGCGAUGACGACGACGACGACGACGACGACGACGACGACGACGCGCCGCCGCCGCCGCUGGCGGCGGCGACGACGAAGGCGAGGCCGAAGAAGGAGGUCGCGCUGAAACGUCCGGAAGCGAAGCGAACGGCGGCGGCGGCGGCGGAGCCCGCGGAGGGCGGCGUGCCGAUGACGAGAAAAAAACCGUGGUGGGAGACGGACGACGACGGCGACGGCGGCGGGGGCGGGGGCGGGGGGAGGGACGAGAAGAGAGAGCCUCUUCGCGCGAAGGCGGAGAAGAAGAUCGCGGCGACGGAGGGGAGCGCACCGCCGCCGCCCGCGAAGGAUUUCUUCCGCGCCGCCGCGACGGUGCCGUUCCGGCCGCGGAAACCCGCGGAGUCGGACGCCGAUGACGACGACGCCGACGACGAUUUGGAUUUAGAUUCGUGUUUGGAUUCCGACGCGACCCCGGACUCGGAGGAGGAGGACGAGGAGGCGUCGCACGACGACGAGUCCGACGGCGACGGCGACGACGACGACGACGAGGAACCGGCGUUGUGGACUUCGACUGAUAGCUAG